This is a messenger RNA of Solanum lycopersicum (tomato), 1788 nucleotides long. NCBI's taxonomy places the organism in Eukaryota, Viridiplantae, Streptophyta, Magnoliopsida, Solanales, Solanaceae. The record is from RefSeq and is a predicted model, not a curated record.
ACUUUUUUCAAUUCUUCGCAUAUUCUUUUCAGUGUAAAGUUUGUAUCUUUAUUAAUCAAUUGGAAAAAUCUCAGUUGUGUUUUCAUGAUUUAUGGUGAUAGUUAGAGGGUAAUUUUUAAUUGGAUGAUUAAAUUAUGAAAUAACUUGUGUAAAUUUGUCAAUUAGACCCAAAAAUAGUUGAAUUUUCAAUACAGAUUUGGUUUUUAAUUAUGGGUCCGAUUUGUAAUAUAAAAUAUUACUUAUGUAUCCCUGCUGCUUGUUAAUUCAAAAGAAAAUACCGAUGUUGACAGUGAGCACAAAAAAGAAGUCAUUGAGGGAUUUCCAAAUAGGGAACAUAAGAAAGAAUUCACAAAGGAAAGUUCUCCGGAUGAACCAUAGAAUGAAUCAAAUGAUCAAGAAAAUAGUCAGAGACCUUCUUUGUCAGAUUCUGUAAUUCCCAGUGAAGGUGGAAGUCUUAAAAAGCAUUCUAUCAGAAUCUUUCUUUGUGACCAAAACAUAGAUGAAGGUCUAAAGAGGGUAUCUGAUUCAGUUAAUGAACUUGAUUUAGUAUAUGUUUAUGACAUGUUAAACAAUGGAAAUACUGAAACCUUUACCAUACAAUGUCAAAGAUAGACAUGAUAUCCCCCUACUAAACAUGGAUCAAAACUAUCCUAAUAUAGUGAUAUUGUAAUGUGUGAUAGCUUACUGGCUAUUCAUGAACCGGUUGUGCGUAUGAAUUGAAACCCCUCAUCUUUUCGUUGUCCCUAGUUAUGGUCAUGCCUUAGUGGAGUGGCCAGGUUCUAAAACAAUCAUUCAAUAGGAAGCUAGCUGGAGGUUCAGGUUUAAUAUAGUAGGAAUUAUCUACUUAUUGUCAAUAUGAUGUUUUUUCCUUCUUUGUUAAUUGAUGAAUUUACUGCACUCAAACUUCUGAAACAGUCUGUCUGAACUAUAUGAGGUAGUGGUAAAGUCUACAUGCACUCUACCCUCUCUAGACCUCAGUUGUGGGACAUCACUGGGUAUUUUGUUAUUGUUGUUUAGGCACAAGAUGUCCACAUUUGCCUAAAGAUCAGAAGAUAAAAAGGUGUAGCUUCAUAUGUUAGUUGUAUAAGCAAUUUCCUAUUAUGAAGGAGGAUUAUUGUAAAGUUAAUAGAUAUAUUUCAGGUUUUUGAGUGAUUAGAAAUAAUUUCUCCCUUUGUGUUUUUAACUUCUUGAAAAGAGAGUUCACUUGGUAUGUUAGACCCAAAUUUCAGCUCUUGUUCAUUAAUAUAAUCAUUUAGUGAGAUGACAUGUUAGUAUUUUUUCCUCAGGCGAAAGCUCAUGAAUUUGUGAAGUUGAUGAGUGAGAACGGGCAUUUGAAGUCUGCUACUAUGGACUUGCAAGUUCUUUUUAAAUCAGUAGUAUCACACCUUCUAACAGACCCACCAGCUACCCUUAUGCAGUAUACCAGUGUUCCAUCAGGGGAAGAUAUUGAUAAUUUAUAUGUUGCAUAUGUUGGUCAGACUGUUAUCAUUAUAGAUUUUUACCUCCCGUGGAAGCUGCUUAAUCAUGAGUGCUUAAAGUGGCCCUCCGAUCUAAGUUUAUUGGUGGCUUGUUGUUGUUAUGUUGUUGGCACAUGGUGAUAAAGAAUAUAAAAUUUGAAGAACCUGUACGUGAGGAAAGUGCUGAGCAAGUUGUACAAGGAUCUUAUGUACAUCUAUAGAUCAUUUUCUCUCUUUUAGGAAGUCAUAAAAAUAAUGUUAACCCAUGUGGAUUGGCAUAGCUCAUUGUAUCAACAAAGAAAUUUUAUAUAAAUAUUAUUUCUUUAAUUUA